AUGGCAGGCGCGGUCAAGAGCUACUCGCUGUGGGUCAUGCCCAGAGGCCCGGUGGCCGACAAGCUGCACGGCGAGAUACGGAGCCUUUCGGCGCGGGUGCCGGGCGCGCCGCCCUUCCUGCCGCACGUCACGCUGCUGGGCGGCAUUCACACCACUGAGGCUGAUCCGUACCGCAUCUCCUUUGCCCGUGCCGCCUGCGGCGCCAUCUUCCACCAGUGCGUGUACCUGCUGUGCGAGACGCAACCCGACACGAUGCAGGCGAGAGCUGCAGGCGCGGCGGCGCGGGCGGCGUUCGGCCAGGACCCCGCCGCCGCCUACAUGCCGCACCUGUCGCUGCUGUACAGCGACAUCAGCGAGCUGGAGAGGCAGGGCAUAGCAGCGGAGGCGCAGCAGCGGCUGUUGGAGGGGCAGGGGGGGCAGGGGGCGCUGCUGCAGGGCGAGGAGCGUGGCUUUGAUGUGGCCAGCGUGACGGUGUGGGAGACGGAGGAGAUCGACCGCACGCUGGUCAGCUGGCGCCAGCUGGCAGACCCCCCGAUCGAGAGGCUAUGGGGCGUCCAGCCAUCGCUGUACCUGGACCUGCUGACCAUAUGCAUCGCCAGCGUGAGCCAGGUGGUGCUGGUGCACCGCCACUGGCGCAUGGAGGCGGGCAGCGGGCUGGCCGUCUUCCUGGUGCCAGACGUGCUGUGGACCAGCCUGGUGCUGGCCACCUACCUUCUGGAUGCGGGCAUGGGCAGCGCACUUGCGCUGGCAAAAACGCCAGCGCCAGGCUGGGGCGGGGUGGCGCGAGACCUGCUGCGCCUGGGAAACGGGUCGAGGGCGAUGUUUCUCCUCCUCAUCAGCGUCUUCAUGCCGCUGCCGCCAACGGCAGCCGUGGUGGUGCAUGCCGCCUCCACCCUGUUGACCUGCAACACGUCAGGCUACUGCCGGACGGUGCUGCUGAGCCACCCUCUCUCCCAUGCGCGCCAGGUCACGUUGCACCAGAGCAAGCCUGCCUUGCGGUCGUGA
Chlorella variabilis is the source of this 1005-nucleotide messenger RNA. RefSeq lists its product as hypothetical. The transcript has 10 exons. Lineage: Eukaryota; Viridiplantae; Chlorophyta; Trebouxiophyceae; Chlorellales; Chlorellaceae. The record is from RefSeq and is a predicted model, not a curated record. Gene Ontology annotation, biological process: cyclic nucleotide metabolic process. Bases 1 to 1005 code for a protein of 334 amino acids. Gene Ontology annotation, molecular function: 2',3'-cyclic-nucleotide 3'-phosphodiesterase activity.